AUGAUCUCCGAUACCCGACUGAUGCAGCAAGAGGCUAGAUCCGCUGGAGCAGUACUUGUCGCCUCCGCGGGACCUUUUCACUCGCCGAGCGCCUCAGCUGAAGAGGAGAGUGUUAACGUACGGAAAGAGUGGCUGAAUCUGGAGCUUGUUCCGAGCCGGUCAAAGACAGUCCCACCGGGCCCGGUUGUUUCCCGCCAGACAGUUUUUCCCCACCAUGCCAACUACAAGCUGGAGAACCAUGAGGAGUGGGAGUUGGAAGAGUCGGACUGGGGCCAAAUUGCAAACAGGCAUGUGGUCGAGUUCUCGGCCUCUGAAGAUGAAGCACCAUUGAGUACACUUGUUGCCCGUCAAAACCAGCCAUCCGGCGUCGUUGCUGGUCAUAAGCAAAGGGUUGUGGGCAGGAGGUCGUUGGUCAGACAAGGGAGUGAGGGUGUUGAGAUCAAGCCUGUUGGACCCUGUUGGUCUCCUUCCUCUCAUCAUCUUGGCGCCGAGCAAAUGGUCACCCAGCCAGCCAAUGAUGUUCGCUGGGUCAAGGUGGAGGUUAGUGAUGGCUCGGAUGAAUGA
Messenger RNA from Puccinia triticina, 564 nucleotides. RefSeq lists its product as uncharacterized. The record is from RefSeq and is a predicted model, not a curated record. NCBI's taxonomy places the organism in Eukaryota, Fungi, Basidiomycota, Pucciniomycetes, Pucciniales, Pucciniaceae. The transcript has 3 exons. Bases 1 to 564 code for a protein of 187 amino acids.